AUGGUUGAGUAUGAGUCUACUACCUCACAGCCUCUUUGUGUGGCCAUCUCAAGUAAGGCGGAAAAUGAGGAGCAGAGUCCCCGAACGGAGACACGUACCUUCAGCCAGGAACAAGAUGGCCGGAGAGAGAGGACGCCGCAAGCAGCUUCAAGGCUUUCUGACUUAGAUAUCAUCAAAAGUGCCGAAUGGUCCGCUGAUGGAACUACGUUAUUGACCGACUCGGCAGACCAUCAUAUCAGGAGCUACAUUUUGCCACCAGACUUACUUGAAGAGAGACCAUCACCUAUCCACCUCUUACCCUAUUCGACACUGGCCUCUGCUGAACCGACAUACGCCAUGGCCAUGUACCCUUUUUUCUCCCUCCAAGACCCUUCCACCACCUUGUUUCUUUCCUCCGUGAGAGACCACCCAAUAAGACUGGCAUCUGCUUUGGCGCCAAUGCAGAUGGCGUCUUAUUCGCUGGUCAAUCCCAUGACAGAGGCUUUCAUUACACCCCACUCAAUGAUCUACCCACCUAGUUUAGGGGGCACCCAAUUCCUCACUGGAUCCGAUAGCCUCAUCUGCCUGUUCGAUGUUUCGCGACCAGGAAAUGACGGGCCUAUCACAACGAUGCCUACCAUACCAAGUAAGCGCAAACAAGUGGUGGGCGGUGGUGUUGGCAUGAAGGGCAUCGUUUCUGCACUGGCCGUGGAUCCAAGCGCACAAGGCAUCUUGGCUGCAGGGACAUUUACGCGACACGUCGGGCUCUAUGACUCGCACGGAAGCGGGCAAUCUCUGGGAACGUUCAGCAUCGCGAAAACAGAGGCAGAUCCUCACAUAGGAGGGCGCGGGGUCACGCAACUCUUAUGGAGUCCUUGUGGACGGUAUCUUUAUGUCGCUGAACGCAAAAGUGAUGGCGUCCUGGUUUAUGAUAUCCGAGUGACCGGCCAACUGCUUGGGUGGCUGCAAGGGCGCAAGGCUUUCACUAACCAACGCAUGAAGAUCGACGUGGUGGCCACGGGCCAAGGAGAUUCGCAUGAGAUCUGGGCGGGAGGAACUGAUGGCUGCAUGCGAGUUUGGCAGAACCCCACGUAUAAUCCUGGAGCACAGGAACCGAAGUGGGAGUGGAAGGUUCAUGAUGAGUCAGUAAGCAGUACUGUGGUGCAUCCUUUGGGCAAUGUGGCUGCAACAACUUCAGGGCAAAGAUACUUUGCGGACGAACCUGACGACAGCAUUCUGCCUCCUAAUCCGCGGACUGACAGGAGUCUGAAAGUCUGGUAUAUGCCGUUCUUGAACGAUAGCAACAAUGACGAUUCAGUCACGAGUUGAGGCACUUAGAUGAAAGGGAAUCUCAUCGAAUUGAACCUUCGAACCCUAGGACUCGAUGCCAACAUCAGCCUAUCUCGUCGGGGCACGGCUU
Messenger RNA from Aspergillus aculeatinus CBS 121060, 1399 nucleotides. RefSeq lists its product as uncharacterized. The record is from RefSeq and is a predicted model, not a curated record. The transcript is spliced from 4 exons. Lineage: Eukaryota; Fungi; Ascomycota; Eurotiomycetes; Eurotiales; Aspergillaceae. Gene Ontology annotation, molecular function: protein binding. Bases 1 to 1308 code for a protein of 435 amino acids.